Messenger RNA from Cyprinodon variegatus (sheepshead minnow), 3393 nucleotides. Its product is annotated as aconitate hydratase, mitochondrial-like. Gene Ontology annotation, cellular component: cytosol; mitochondrion. The transcript is spliced from 16 exons. Gene Ontology annotation, biological process: tricarboxylic acid cycle. Gene Ontology annotation, molecular function: aconitate hydratase activity; 4 iron, 4 sulfur cluster binding. Bases 56 to 2248 code for a protein of 730 amino acids. Lineage: Eukaryota; Metazoa; Chordata; Actinopteri; Cyprinodontiformes; Cyprinodontidae. The record is from RefSeq and is a predicted model, not a curated record.
GCUUUACAAUCGCGUGACGUCACCUACGACCCUCACAUCUUUGUCAGUGAACAAAAUGGCAACCUACUGUCUGACUGUGUCCCGGCUCCAGUUGGCCCUGGGUCAUGGUGCCCGGCGCCUGCAUGUAUCUGCCGCUUACCGAGCCAAGGCCAAGGUGGCCAUGAGCCGCUUUGAGCCCACCUCCUUCAUCAACUACGAGAAGCUCCAGAGCAACGUAGAAAUAGUCCAGAAAAGGCUCAACCGUCCUCUCACUCUGUCAGAGAAGAUCGUUUACGGCCACCUGGAUGACCCCCACCACCAGGAGAUCGACCGCGGCCGCACCUACCUGCGGCUGCGUCCGGACCGCGUGGCCAUGCAGGACGCCACGGCUCAGAUGGCCAUGCUGCAGUUCAUCAGCAGCGGCCUGCCAAAGGUGGCUGUGCCGUCCACCAUCCACUGCGAUCACCUGAUCGAGGCCCAGAUCGGGGGGGUGAAGGAUUUGGCCAGGGCAAAGGAAGUAAACGAAGAGGUCUACAACUUCCUGUCCAGUGCUGGAGCCAAAUAUGGAGUGGGUUUUUGGAAACCUGGCUCUGGAAUCAUCCAUCAGAUCAUCCUGGAGAAUUAUGCCUACCCAGGAGUGAUGCUUAUUGGCACAGAUUCUCACACACCAAACGGCGGUGGGCUCGGUGCCAUCUGCAUUGGAGUGGGCGGAGCCGACGCAGUCGACGUCAUGGCUGGAAUUCCCUGGGAGCUCAAAUGUCCAAAGGUGAUUGGCGUGCGACUAACCGGCACCCUGUCUGGCUGGACGUCUCCGAAAGACGUCAUCUUGAAGGUGGCGGGCAUCCUGACGGUGAAAGGAGGCACCGGGGCCAUCGUUGAGUAUCACGGGCCAGGAGUUGACUCCAUUUCCUGCACUGGAAUGGCCACCAUUUGCAACAUGGGUGCAGAAAUUGGAGCAACAACGUCCGUGUUUCCUUAUAAUCACCGCAUGAGGACCUACCUGGAGAAGACUGGCCGUGGAGAGAUUGCUGCGGUGGCGGAUGAAUACAAGGACUUGUUGGUACCAGAUGAAGGCUGCGAGUACGACCAGAUCAUUGAGCUAAAUUUAAGUGAGCUUAGGCCCCACAUUAAUGGACCGUUCACCCCUGACCUGGCACACCCCGUGUCUGAGGUAGGCGCUGUGGCCAAGAAGAACGGCUGGCCGUUGGAGGUCAAAGUUGGUCUGAUCGGCAGCUGCACCAACUCCAGCUAUGAGGACAUGGGCCGCGCCGCUUCGCUGGCCAAACAGGCUCUGGAGCGCGAUGUGAAAAAGGGAGAGAAGAACACCAUCGUUACGUCCUUCAACAGGAACUUCACUGCCAGGAAUGAUGCCAACCCUGCGACUCACGCCUUCGUCACGUCUCCUGAGAUCGUCACUGCCCUCGCCAUUGCUGGGACUUUAGACUUCAACCCAGAGACGGAUUAUCUCACAGCGUCCAACGGAGAGAAGUUCAAGCUGGUGCCCCCCACCGGAGACGAAUUACCAUCCAGGGACUUUGACCCGGGUCAGGACACCUACCAGCAUCCUCCCAGUGACGGCAGCAGCCUCAAGGUGGACGUCAGUCCUCAGAGCAACCGCCUGCAGCUGCUGGAGCCUUUUGACAAGUGGAGUGGAAAAGACCUGGAGGACAUGGUGGUCCUCAUCAAGGUGAAGGGAAAAUGCACCACAGACCACAUCAGCGCCGCCGGACCCUGGCUGAAGUUCCGUGGCCACCUGGACAACAUCUCCAACAACAUGCUGAUCGGUGCCGUAAACAGUGAGAACGAUGCCGUCAACAAGAUCAAGAACCAUCUGACGGGAGAGUACGGCGGCGUCCCGGAUGUGGCGCGGCACUACAAGGCCAACGGCUUGUCAUGGGUGGUGGUAGGAGAUGAUAACUACGGCGAGGGCUCCAGCAGAGAGCACGCCGCUCUGGAGCCAAGGCAUCUGGGUGGAAGAGCCAUUAUCGUCAAGAGCUUUGCCAGAAUCCACGAAACAAACCUGAAGAAGCAGGGCCUGCUUCCACUCACCUUCAGCAACCCAUCAGACUACGACAAGAUCCGCCCAGAUGACAAGAUCUCCAUCAAAGGACUGAAGACUUUUGCUCCAGGAAAGCCCCUGACUGCAGUGGUAAAGCACAGCGACGGCAGCCAGGAGACCCUGACGCUCAACCACAGCUUCAACCAGACCCAGAUCGAGUGGUUCCAGGCGGGCUCAGCCCUCAACAGGAUGAAGGAGAUGCAGCACUGAGCCUGGAUGUGGGGGGAGGAACCAGAAGAGGAAUCGGGGUGGUACAGAUUGGGAGGAAACAGAAGGUCAUUCAGGGUUUCAUCACCAGGAUUAGCUUGCAGUUUUGACUGAAGUUUAAAUAAUAAGGAAAGUAGGAAUACUUUUCAGCUUCUAGCUAAUGUUGUCGAUGGAACAGUGGAACCUGAUCAGUUAAAUUUCUUACUCCUCUUUCAUCAACAUUAAGCAUAUUUUUAAAAAUGUUUGGCCACCAUGUUACCAUAGAGCACAGAGAACCAGUUCUAGAGCCGUAUCCCUGGAUACCAUCAGUAUGUUUAAACCAGUCUGUACAAUGUUGGUCAGCUGCUUUAGGGUCAUCUUGUCCCUCUGUUAGUCACAGGUAAAUACUCACAUUUUCUCACACUUAAAACUUGCCCCCUGGUGGUUCAAAGGAGGUACUGCAGAGGGUGCAGCAGGCAGACCUGUUGUAUUUACAUGAGAUUACAGUUUGUCUAACAGAGCGACACCAUUGGGUAAAUUUUUAUAUUAAUGUCUUAGACGGUUUCACCACAGAGCUGCAUUACUUCACGUUCAGAUAUGUUCAGUUUAGUUUAAUAUGACGUCCCAUCCUCCUAUCUCACUUCUAAUGAGGUCAAGCAGCACGUUGUGCAGCAUUUUGUUGUUUCUGCUGUUUUGUAUUUAUCCAUGUUUUUUUCUCAGAGCAGUUCCAGACCUUCAUCAUUUCACUAACAGGGCAAACAUGUAUUUUUCAGGGUUCUUUAUAUGCAGGUUUUUUUUUUUUCUGGUCCUACAAAAACUAAACUGGUUCAUUAGGGACGUAUCAUUUUUAAAAACCCAUAAAACUGUUCAUUUUCUGGGCCUUUGUUUAUACAAAGAAAACUUAAAUCAUUUAAAUCAGGAGAAAGGAUGGGGUCACUAGGAUUGGAAACAGAUUGUUGGAUCUUUGCCCACAGAUAUUUUUCUGCCAGCCAGAUGAAAUCUCUUCCUUUUAACCACUCCAUGUAAAGUGUCUGAUUCUGUGUGCAGUUUUGCCUUCGCUCCCAAAUGAUCGUUUCUGUAUUACAGAAAUUUUAAGAGAUUGUAAAAUAAAAAUGAACUGAUAUCAUAUAUGCAGGUAGUAUUGUGGCUGUUUGUUAAACAGUAUUAAA